Messenger RNA from Paramecium pentaurelia, 4539 nucleotides. NCBI's taxonomy places the organism in Eukaryota, Ciliophora, Oligohymenophorea, Peniculida, Parameciidae. The record is from the annotation of a GenBank genome assembly.
AUGAAGACUAUUCUGCUUAUUUUAUUAAGUGUGUAAAUCUUGUUAGCUCAGGAUCCUUGGGUAACUCAUUACACAGCAUUUACAUCAGCAGAAAUAAAUGAUUUGGAUGGUAAAGAGUGAUAAAUAUGCUUAGGUUGGGUUGUAAAGAAAGCAUUUAAAGGAAAUACCUUUAGUAAAUGUGAUAAAAUCAGUUUGGUUGGUGGUUAUGGAGCUUUUGGAAAAGGAGCAACAGCAUUAAAAUAAUUGAAUCUUCCUCCACAUUAUAAAUUAAAGAUUAAUGUGCAGUUAUGGAAGUAAAAAUUAAUUUAUAUAAUUAAACCUUUAGAAUUGACAGUUGGGAUAAUGAAAUUAUGUUUGUUUUGGUUGAUGGUUUCAUAUGGCAAGCUAAAUGGCAUUAUUCAGAGGGAGCAAAUUUAUGUGGAGCAGCAAAUGAUUGGAAAGAGGCUUUUUAUAAUAUUGAAUUUGAAGUUCCACAUAAUUCACCUACUGUAAGUAUAGUAUUAACAUCAAAUUUGGAUGAAGAUGCUUUGAAUGUAUAAAUAAUUAUAAUAAAUAUAAUAGGAAUCAUGGGCAUUUAGAGAUUUCAAAUUAUCAUUUUAAAGAUGUCAUCCAGAAUGUGCAGUAUGUGGUGAUAAUAAACCAGAUAAUUGUUUCUUUUGGACAAAUGUAGCUACUAAUUGGAAUAAAUAAAUUUCAUUAGAAGGAUGGACAUUAGAUGGAGAAGGAAAAGCUGAAUCAAAUGAAUGUGCAGGAGUAUAACUUUUUGGUGGUUUUGGGAAAUUAGGAAGAAAAGCUAAUUUAUGGAAGAGAUUCACAAAUUUACCUCCACACUUUUAAGUUAAGGUUAAGGUUUAAAUGUGGAAGAUUGAUUCUUGGGAUAAUGAAUUAUUUUUAAUGGAAAUUGAUGAUUAAGAAAAAUUCAGACAAGCAUUUGCUUAUAAUGAAGGAGUUGAUCUUUGUGGUGUUGAUACAGGUGCAAAAUAAGGAGAAGGAUGGGCUGAAAAAAUAGUUAAUAUUGAAAUUAAUGUUCCUCACAAAUUCCCUGAAGUAAAAGUCUUAAUGAAAUCAACAUUGGAUGAACCACCUGAAAAUGAAUCAUGGGGUGUUAGAGAUUUCUAAUUAUUUGCUGCUUAAUGUUUCAAAGGAUGUACAGGUUGUACUGGACCAGCAAAAUCUGAUUGUACUUCAUGUGGUUAAGGUUUUGAUUUAGUGAAUGGUGAAUGUAAAGAAGGAAGUAAUUAAAUUAAUAUAUAUAAUUAUUAGUUAAAUGGAUGACAUUGAAUAGAUUCUUCUUUAAUGAUGAAUAAGAUUUCUAAGGAUUAUAAGAUUGGAUUCCAUCAAAUGUAUUUUAAAAUUAAAAUCCAUUUUCAACUUGUGGUUAAAAGAAACUUUUUGGUGGUUAUUAAAGAUUUGGUGCCAGAGCUAAAGCUGAAAGAAAUUUCAAUCUUCCUAAACACUCUAGACUUAGAAUCUAAUUCUAAUUUUGGAAAGUUGAUUCAUGGGAUGAUGAAAAAUUCUAAUUAUUUGUUGAUGGCAAAGUUGUCUUUGAAAGAUCAUUUGGAUUUAGUACUCCAGGAUAAGCUAAAAUUUGUGGAGCUCCAUAAAGUACUUGGAUGACUUAUUUCUUCAAUGUUGAUGUCAUUAUUGAACACUCUAAUCCUACUGCUAAUGUUGUCUUAAGUUCUACUUUAGACUAAGGUGCUGAUGAUGAAUCUUGGGGUUUCAGAGAAUUUUAAUUACUUUAUGAAUUAAAAGAAGAUUGUGUUGAAUUGUAUACUGAAUGUGGNUGAAGAUGCUUUGAAUGUAUAAAUAAUGAUAAUAAUUAUAAUAGGAAUCAUGGGCAUUUAGAGAUUUCAAAUUAUCAUUUUAAAGAUGUCAUCCAGAAUGUGCAGUAUGUGGUGAUAAUAAACCAGAUAAUUGUUUCUUUUGGACAAAUGUAGCUACUAAUUGGAAUAAAUAAAUUUCAUUAGAAGGAUGGACAUUAGAUGGAGAAGGAAAAGCUGAAUCAAAUGAAUGUGCAGGAGUAUAACUUUUUGGUGGUUUUGGAAAAUUAGGAAGAAAAGCUAAUUUAUGGAAGAGAUUUACUAAUUUACCACCUCACUUUUAAGUCAAAGUCAAGGUUUAAAUGUGGAAGAUUGAUUCUUGGGAUAAUGAAUUAUUUUUAAUGGAAAUUGAUGAUUAAGAAAAAUUCAGACAAGCAUUUGCUUAUAAUGAAGGAGUUGAUCUUUGUGGUGUUGAUACAGGUGCAAAAUAAGGAGAAGGAUGGGCUGAAAAAAUAGUUAAUAUUGAAAUUAAUGUUCCUCACAAAUUCCCUGAAGUAAAAGUCUUAAUGAAAUCAACAUUGGAUGAACCACCUGAAAAUGAAUCAUGGGGUGUUAGAGAUUUCUAAUUAUUUGCUGCUUAAUGUUUCAAAGGAUGUACAGGUUGUACUGGACCAGCAAAAUCUGAUUGUACUUCAUGUGGUUAAGGUUUUGAUUUAGUGAAUGGUGAAUGUAAAGAAGGAAGUAAUUAAAUUAAUAUAUAUAAUUAUUAGUUAAAUGGAUGACAUUGAAUAGAUUCUUCUUUAAUGAUGAAUAAGAUUUCUAAGGAUUAUAAGAUUGGAUUCCAUCAAAUGUAUUUUAAAAUUAAAAUCCAUUUUCAACUUGUGGUUAAAAGAAACUUUUUGGUGGUUAUUAAAGAUUUGGUGCCAGAGCUAAAGCUGAAAGAAAUUUCAAUCUUCCUAAACACUCUAGACUUAGAAUCUAAUUCUAAUUUUGGAAAGUUGAUUCAUGGGAUGAUGAAAAAUUCUAAUUAUUUGUUGAUGGCAAAGUUGUCUUUGAAAGAUCAUUUGGAUUUAGUACUCCAGGAUAAGCUAAAAUUUGUGGAGCUCCAUAAAGUACUUGGAUGACUUAUUUCUUCAAUGUUGAUGUCAUUAUUGAACACUCUAAUCCUACUGCUAAUGUUGUCUUAAGUUCUACUUUAGACUAAGGUGCUGAUGAUGAAUCUUGGGGUUUCAGAGAAUUUUAAUUACUNAAUAGGAAUCAUGGGCAUUUAGAGAUUUCAAAUUAUCAUUUUAAAGAUGUCAUCCAGAAUGUGCAGUAUGUGGUGAUAAUAAACCAGAUAAUUGUUUCUUUUGGACAAAUGUAGCUACUAAUUGGAAUAAAUAAAUUUCAUUAGAAGGAUGGACAUUAGAUGGAGAAGGAAAAGCUGAAUCAAAUGAAUGUGCAGGAGUAUAACUUUUUGGUGGUUUUGGGAAAUUAGGAAGAAAAGCUAAUUUAUGGAAGAGAUUCACAAAUUUACCUCCACACUUUUAAGUUAAGGUUAAGGUUUAAAUGUGGAAGAUUGAUUCUUGGGAUAAUGAAUUAUUUUUAAUGGAAAUUGAUGAUUAAGAAAAAUUCAGACAAGCAUUUGCUUAUAAUGAAGGAGUUGAUCUUUGUGGUGUUGAUACAGGUGCAAAAUAAGGAGAAGGAUGGGCUGAAAAAAUAGUUAAUAUUGAAAUUAAUGUUCCUCACAAAUUCCCUGAAGUAAAAGUCUUAAUGAAAUCAACAUUGGAUGAACCACCUGAAAAUGAAUCAUGGGGUGUUAGAGAUUUCUAAUUAUUUGCUGCUUAAUGUUUCAAAGGAUGUACAGGUUGUACUGGACCAGCAAAAUCUGAUUGUACUUCAUGUGGUUAAGGUUUUGAUUUAGUGAAUGGUGAAUGUAAAGAAGGAAGUAAUUAAAUUAAUAUAUAUAAUUAUUAGUUAAAUGGAUGACAUUGAAUAGAUUCUUCUUUAAUGAUGAAUAAGAUUUCUAAGGAUUAUAAGAUUGGAUUCCAUCAAAUGUAUUCUAAAAUUAAAAUCCAUUUUCAACUUGUGGUUAAAAGAAACUUUUUGGUGGUUAUCAAAGAUUUGGUGCCAGAGCUAAAGCUGAAAGAAAUUUCAAUCUUCCUAAACACUCUAGACUUAGAAUCUAAUUCUAAUUUUGGAAAGUUGAUUCAUGGGAUGAUGAAAAAUUCUAAUUAUUUGUUGAUGGCAAAGUUGUCUUUGAAAGAUCAUUUGGAUUUAGUACUCCAGGAUAAGCUAAAAUUUGUGGAGCUCCAUAAAGUACUUGGAUGACUUAUUUCUUCAAUGUUGAUGUCAUUAUUGAACAUUCUAAUCCUACUGCUAAUGUUGUCUUAAGUUCUACUUUAGACUAAGGUGCUGAUGAUGAAUCUUGGGGUUUCAGAGAAUUCCAAUUACUUUAUGAAUUAAAAGAAGAUUGUGUUGAAUUGUAUACUGAAUGUGGAUUUAAGGGAACAAAAUAUGAAAUUUGCAGAGAUACUCCAUCACUUGCUAGAGUAAUAUAUAUUUAUAAAUAAAUUUUAGGAAAAAAUAAGUUAAGUUAAAUCAAUAAAGAUUCCUCCUGGAGUUAUUGUCUAAGGAUUUGAUGAAGAAGUUUACAAAGGAAAAAAUGUGAAGUUUUCAUCAAGUUAAGAUUGUUUAGAAGAAAUCUAAUUUUCUUUCAUCCAAAAAAAAUUUGAAAUAAUUCAAGCUGAUGAUUCUGUCCUUGCUGCAAAUUUAAGACGUAUCAGAUUUGAUUGAU